Nerophis ophidion (straightnose pipefish) is the source of this 2466-nucleotide messenger RNA. It is a transcript of the gene rragd, whose product is annotated as ras-related GTP binding D. Gene Ontology annotation, biological process: positive regulation of TOR signaling; cellular response to amino acid stimulus; regulation of autophagy. Gene Ontology annotation, cellular component: nucleus; Gtr1-Gtr2 GTPase complex; lysosome. Gene Ontology annotation, molecular function: GTP binding; GTPase activity. Lineage: Eukaryota; Metazoa; Chordata; Actinopteri; Syngnathiformes; Syngnathidae. The record is from RefSeq and is a predicted model, not a curated record. The transcript has 7 exons. The coding region runs from base 43 to 1155 and encodes 370 amino acids.
UAUCAAGUGUGGUGUUAAAUUUAGAGCGAGUGUCCAGAAGACAUGGACGUGACCGAGAAGCAGACUUGUGCAAACAACAUGGAGGACAUGGAGGACUCACUCUUGGACUAUUUGGACCAGCAAGACCACCUGGAGGACGCAGUCAUGGGCUUCAGUGACAGUCCGAGCGGAGAAGUCCAACCUCGCAUCCUGCUGAUGGGUCUGCGAAGGAGUGGAAAGUCCUCAAUUCAGAAGGUGGUUUUCCACAAGAUGUCUCCAAAUGAGACACUGUUCCUGGAGAGCACCAACAAAAUUUGCAGGGAGGAUGUAUCCAGCAGCUCCUUCAUCAGCUUCCAGAUCUGGGACUUCCCCGGGCAGAUUGACUUCUUCGAGCCCACAUUUGACUACGAAAUGAUCUUCAGAGGCACCGGAGCACUGAUCUUUGUUAUUGACUCGCAGGACGAUUAUGUGGAGGCGUUAUGUCGACUACAUCUCACAGUGACACGGGCUUACAAAGUCAACCCUGACAUCAACUUUGAGGUCUUCAUUCACAAAGUUGACGGCUUGACGGACGAGCAUAAGAUUGAGAAGCAGACGGAUAUACACAAACGCUCCAAUGAUGACAUCGCGGAUUCAGGACUUGAGCAAAUACAUCUGAGUUUCUAUCUAACCAGUAUAUACGACCAUUCCAUAUUUGAAGCAUUCAGCAAAGUAGUCCAGAAGCUAAUUCCACAGCUGCCUGCUCUUGAAAACCUUCUAAACAUUUUCAUAUCUAACUCAGGUGUGGAAAAGGCCUUCCUUUUAGACGUGGUCAGUAAGAUUUACAUCGCCACAGACAGCAGUCCAGUGGACAUGCAGACUUACCAACUCUGCUGUGACAUGAUUGACGUCGUCAUUGACAUCUCUUGCAUUUAUGGGAUGAGCGACACAGAGACAAGUUUACCUUACGACGAGGAGUCCGUGGCCAUAAUCCACCUGGACAACGUGACAGUCAUGUACCUGAAAGAGGUCACCAGGUUCCUCGCCAUGGUCUGCUUCCUUCGCAAAGAAAGCUUUGAGAGAAAAGGACUGAUAGAUUACAACCUGCACUGCUUCAAGAAAGCCAUUCAGGAUGUUUUUGAUGUGAGGGUGAGGCUUCAACAAAAUAAAAAGAGAAGAAGCAGCAGUCAGCGCUGAGGACAGCUGUCAAUCAAAUGUACUUGCUGAGGACUGCUGUCAAUCAAAUGUACUUGCUGAAGACUGCUGUCAAUCAAAUGUACUUGCUGAGGACUGCUGUCAAUCAAAUGUACUUUCUGAAGACAGCUGUCAAUCAAAUGUACUUGCUGAGGACUGCUGUCAAUCAAAUGUAUUUUCUGAAGACAGCUGUCAAUCAAAUGUACUUGCUGAAGACAGCUGUCAAUCAAAUGUACUUGCUGAGGACAGCUGUCAAUCAAAUGUACUUGCUGAGGACUGCUGUCAAUCAAAUGUACUUGCUGAAGACAGCUGUCAAUCAAAUGUACUUGCUGAGGACAGCUGUCAAUCAAAUGUACUUGCUGAGGACUGCUGUCAAUCAAAUGUACUUGCUGAGGACUGCUGUCAAUCAAAUGUACUUGCUGAGGACAGCUGUCAAUCAAAUGUACUUGCUGAGGACUGCUGUCAAUCAAAUGUACUUGCUGAGGACUGCUGUCAAUCAAAUGUACUUGCUGAGGACAGCUGUCAAUCAAAUGUACUUGCUGAGGACUGCUGUCAAUCAAAUGUACUUGCUGAGGACUGCUGUCAAUCAAAUGUACUUGCUGAAGACAGCUGUCAAUCAAAUGUACUUGCUGAGGACUGCUGUCAAUCAAAUGUACUUGUGUGUCCUCAUGUCAUGAUCCUGCCUUUUCUGAGCUGACAGUACAUACAUUCUAUACUGUACUCUACUGUAUAUCCAGGGUAUAUUUCACAUGUACACUACUGUACAUACUAGGAGUGUAAAGAUUCUAUUGGAUGCAGAAUUUGUGGUUGCUGAUACCAUUCAGGGCCAAUAUUUGUUUUUUAGCAACCAUAUGAUCAGAAUGGAUUCAGUAACUUUUUAGCAAUAAAAGCAAGCAGUGAGACUUUGCAGUAAAUAUUAGAUACUGGACACUGCAGGGGAACUUUGCCAUAAUUCUGUUAUUUCUUCUGACGGAAUGAUGCAUACAUGAAUUAUGGCUACAAAGAAGCAAGUAAAGAACAAUUGUUGCAUUCACAUUUUCUUUCAACAAAGUGCAACCAACACUUGAGGUUCCUUCAACAAAAUCAACAUUCAAGCACUCUUCAAUCUAAGUACACUCAUCAACAUUCAAGCACUCUUCAAUCUAAGUACACUCAUCAACAUUCAAGCACUCUUCAAUCUAAGUACACUCAUCAACAUUCAAGCACUCUUCAAUCUAAGUACACUCAUCAACAUUCAAGCACUCUUCAAUCUAAGUACACUCAUCAACAUUUCAACAGUAUAUUUACCUGCCAAAUAAAAUUCUACCACCUGGC